Mesorhabditis spiculigera is the source of this 801-nucleotide messenger RNA. The record is from the annotation of a GenBank genome assembly. NCBI's taxonomy places the organism in Eukaryota, Metazoa, Nematoda, Chromadorea, Rhabditida, Rhabditidae.
AUGCCGAAGCCCGGGAAGAGUGGUGCAAAGCACGGCUUAGAUGAAAAGGCGAUGGAUGAAGCGCUUGAACUGGACCUUGCUGCCGACCGCCGUCAUUUUGCUGCCAGCGUUUUCGAGCCAUCUCGGCGUCCUGACACACCUCCGCCAAGCCAUAUGCGCUUCUGCGUUUCGACCUCGUGCCGUCACCACCGCACCCGUUUCGACUCCUUUUCCACUAUUGACAGCGUCGAGGGCCCAGGGGAUGCUUGGAAGCGGCAGCUUGGUGAAUGUUCGGGAAGCGGUAGCCACCUCCGAUCGGGGAACGUCGUUUGCGUGUCGGAGGCGCAUGGAGAGACCGUGGAAGAGACAGAUCAUGAGAGUGCCGUGGAAGCUGUGAAAAAGGAGCCAGAGCAAUCCACCGAAAAGGCUUCUAGGAAGCGCAUGGCUGAUCCUGAGGAGGUUGCUGCUUCUCCGCCAAGCUUGGGAGAGCGCUUGAAGGCAUUUUUCGAGUGCUGCCGCAAGCCGUCGAAAGAUAUGUCUAACGAGACGAAGGAGGAACUGAAACACAGCGUGGAAAAUUUGGUUCUGGGACUGUCUGACUUGGAGGAAAAAGUGUCGAGGAUUCGGAUCUGGGAGGAUGGGCGGAAGAUGACGACUGUCUACAAUGCUGACCCCAAUGCUGACUCGGAUGAAGACGAGGAGCCGGAAUUCGGGGAUGUUUGCUAUGAACCCGUUUGGGAGAGUGAAGAGGACGCCGAGAAUCGUCCGGAAAUGGCUUUCGACUAUGGCAACGGUCUUCCCCCUAAUCACAGCGCCAGGGAA